AAACAUCAUCCCAACUUUGAACCAAAGAACCAGUUCAACAUUACUGAACUCAAAGUAUAGGAAACAAAGAACAGAAAAGAAAAAUUGUAGGAAAAAAAUGAAAUUAAUACUCAACCACUCAAACAUACUUAGAGAGAUAAAAUCAGAAAUGAAGCCAUGAAUGCCCCAACAGCGCCACCAAAGGAGACAAAGACUGAAGCAGCAGCAUUAGGAGGGGGAGGUUCAUUGGCAGGACUUGGUGUUUGGUUUGUAUCUGAAGGUGGAGAUUGACCCUCUUGACCAGUAGGUGCUGGUGAAGGUGAUGAUGAUGAUUGUGGUGAGGGUGGAGAAGCAGAUUUUGUUUGGUUGGUGUUUGACGAGCCAUGGUUGUUCCUGUCAGCUAGCACAAUCACUGUUAAUUUCUCAUUUUUUUGACAGUUAUCUUUGUUUCCACUUAUGAAAAAGUGAGGCCCUGAUUGGUUUAGUUUGAAGACUGUGUGACCAUCAGAGUAUUUUGCAUAAGGUGAACCGGUGUUGCAACUGGCAUAGUCUUCACUCUUCACAUAAAGAACUGAGUCUUGGCCAGAUUGGUAGUUGAACACUGCAAUAAACAUAGAAUACCUUUGGCCUUUUGGGAUGUGGAGAGAUCCUGGAGCUCCCGCUGAUUCUUUCUAUGAAGUUCGUCCUGAGUGCACCGAUGUUCCCAAGUCUCGAUUUAGGAUCAAGGCUGGCAAAACAUUAAGUGCCAGAAAGUGGCAUGCAGCAUUUUCUCCAGAAGGAUAUCUGGAUAUAGGCAAGACUCUAAGCCGAAUCCACCGAGGGGGAAUCCAUCCAUCAAUUAGAGGAGAAGUUUGGGAAUUUCUACUCGGAUGCUAUGAGCCCAAGAGUACAUUUGAGGAAAGAGACGAGCUAAGGCAACGUCGAAGAGAGCAAUAUGCAACAUGGAAGGAAGAAUGUCGUCAAUUAUUUCCUCUUGUGGGAAGUGGUAGAUUUAUCACAGCACCUGUAAUUACUGAAGAUGGGACACCAAUUCAAGAUCCAUUGGUUUUAUUAGAAAAUAAUCCAGAAAAUGGGGUGAUUGUACCUCAAGAUGCUACCAAUGGUAACACUGUCGCAAAUAACUUAGAAAAGGUGACAGACAAGGCAGUAAUUGAAUGGAUGUUAACGCUCCAUCAAAUAGGUCUUGACGUGAAACGCACUGAUAGGACGUUGGUUUUUUAUGAGAAAAAGGAGAAUUUGUCAAAACUAUGGGAUAUUCUUGCUGUUUAUGCUCGAAUAGAUACAGAUGUGGGCUAUUGUCAAGGAAUGAGUGACUUGUGCUCUCCUAUGAUAAUGCUUCUUAAUGAUGAAGCAGAUGCGUUUUGGUGCUUUGAGCGUCUCAUGCGUAGAUUGCGAGGAAAUUUCAGAUGUACUGAUAGCUCUGUUGGGGUUGAGGCUCAACUAAGUAAUUUGGCUGAAAUUACUCAAGUAAUUGAUCCAAAACUUCAUGAACAUAUAGAGCAUCUUGGUGGGGGUGACUAUCUAUUCGCUUUUCGAAUGCUAAUGGUUCUAUUUCGUCGAGAAUUCUCUUUCUGUGAUUCAUUAUACCUUUGGGAGAUGAUGUGGGCUCUUGAAUAUGAUCCUGACUUGUUCUGGAUGUAUGAAGAAGCUGAUGACAAAUCUGAGGAAUCUAAAGGAAGAUUAAAGUCAAUUCGUCAUUACGGAAAAUACGAGAGAGAAAAUAUGAAAAAUGGAGCAAAAAGCAGUGAAACUCCUCCUCUUCCUAUAUCUAUUUUCCUUGUUGCGAGUGUGUUGAAAGAAAAAAGUGCAAUAUUACUUCAACAAGCACGAGGCUUGGAUGAUGUUGUCAAGAUAUUGAACGAUGUAAAUGGAAAUCUUGAUGCCAAAAAGGCUUGCAUGACAGCUCUAAAACUUCACAAGAAAUACUUAAAAAAGGCCAAGAAACCCUAGUACAAGAAAGAACCCAAGAUAUUUCUUUUCAUGCAGAUCAAGUGAUGGGAGACAAUAUUGGAACUCCUUGUAAAAUUUGGAUUAGAUUUCAAUGCAAAAUAUGUGUAAAAAAAGGUUCCAACAAUCAAGUGUAAGCUGAAAAACCAUGGUUGUAUGUGAAAUUAAAAUUGUUUUUUAGUUCAUCUGAAGUAACAAUGGUUGUACCAGAAAUUAUUACAUACAAUCAUUUGUUCAUUUUUUGUAAGAUAUUUAUAUAGAAAAAGAAGACAAAAAAAGCAAAAAUAUAGUUGU
This is a messenger RNA of Abrus precatorius (Indian licorice), 2220 nucleotides long. Its product is annotated as TBC1 domain family member 15-like. The transcript is spliced from 12 exons. Gene Ontology annotation, biological process: activation of GTPase activity. Gene Ontology annotation, molecular function: GTPase activator activity. The record is from RefSeq and is a predicted model, not a curated record. Lineage: Eukaryota; Viridiplantae; Streptophyta; Magnoliopsida; Fabales; Fabaceae. The coding region runs from base 616 to 1929 and encodes 437 amino acids.